CCAAAGAUGUUCCCGCGCUUUAACAACAUACCUAUUAGUAUUUAUAACAUAUAUUUUUUAUUUUCGAAUUCUUUAAGAUAUGGGAUUAUUUCUUGUGUGAGUACGAAGGAACGAGGCAACCUUGGCGCAUCGUGCAUUGCAGCGGGGACCUUGCAAGUCACGCGUCACAGUAACCUCGCCUCACGCCGUGUUCGAACCGAUAUUACGACGUCUCUCGGCUCGGCGCCGUAACGAGCGGUCGCCAAUAUUUUAAUCCAUUGCUGCUCGGUGCGCGGCGCAUGUUAUCUCACACAUGAAUAACAAGCGAUGGACAUUAAACUUAUACGAACGCUCUCUUUUUGUUCAGACGGCACGUAUAUAGAUACGGAGAUAUGUUGAUAGACGUGUUGUAGAACGAAUACAAACAGCUGACCGAGCGACGCAACCACGUAUUUCUUUUUACAGAUAAAAAAUACGAAGCGGUCACUCAAGGACGGUCAACAACUAUCGAGUAGUAUUUCCCGUUCAACUGAGAGUCAAAGUGACACGCUAGUGACGUGUAAGGUGCACUUGUUGCCGUCUAUGUUAACCGUGGACUUUUUCGUCGAUGCAUCGUUUAUUGCGGCUCUCAAUGGUCCGUAAAUACGAAAGAAUGAGCGGCCGUCAGUCCUGGAGCGAGGAGGACAUGGCGAAAGCCGUCGCCGCCGUUGUCUCCGGCAAGAUGGGCUACAAGUUGGCGGCCAGGACGUUCCACAUCCCGCGCUCCACACUGCAGCGCCGAGCCAGCAAGAUACGCUACCAACUGCCGGACGACCCCAAGCCCCUCAUGGGACACUACCGGCGCGUCUUCACAGACAACCAGGAGAAAGACCUGGUUGGAUACAUAAAGAGCAUGGAGAAGUACUUCAUGGGUGUCUCCAGGAGAGACAUAAGGGAGCUGGCCUUCCAGUACGCAGAGGACAACAACUUAAAUCAUCCCUUCGACGUGAACAGCCGCAUGGCCGGCGAGGACUGGGUCAGGAACUUCCUCAAAAGGAAUCCGGAGCUACUCAAUAGGUCAGAAAAAGAAUACGAGCUGGAGCCCGUCAAUUUCGACCAGUUCUACCAUUUUAUGUGUCAACUGUCAUGAUGACUAGUCGAUUAAUUGCUAAAACUAGAUAAUGAAUUAACUAAUUAGCCACACUGUUGUGAUUCCCGCGUACCAACUUUCCUAAAUCAUUCCGAUAUGUUGCCAACAUAAAAAAAAUAUGUUUGUGAUAUUCUGGCGUAAGAAUGAGUUUCCAUUUGCGAAGUGUACAAAAACAUAGUCAACUCUCCCAUUCUCUAUGAGGAAAAUGGAGUCAACUGUAUAUCAUUGUCUCAAGGAAAGCACAGUUAAGGUUACUCGAAUACGUUUGAUGUCAGAAAAGUUAUGCAUUAUGCGAAUAAUAGCCAGAUUUUUGUUAACAGGAAAGUGGGAAAACAGAUUUUGUUCUGAAAGGUGAAGUUUGGAAGUUUUUUUUUUUAUUUUUACUAGAGAAAUGUAAGAACGAGCUUAGCUCAAACAUAGUACAUAUUAUAAAUGAUUCUUCCGUUAUUUUAAAAAGCCACAUAGAUUAUUGUACGACUACUUAUUACUUGUUAGUACUUACCAAGUCUAAUGGUUUCUAGUUGUUUAAUUUAUAGUUUAAAAUUACGUUGGUUAAUGGUAAUUACUAAAUUAAGGGCUGUGAUUUCAGAGAAAAUGUGUAACUCGGUGACGUGAUACGAUAUUAAUUUAAAAAUUGUUCUCAUUUUGUUAGACAACUAUGUUUGCAAAAUACUAGUUUCUCUACCAAAGUACUUUUGGCCAUUGUUUAAAUACCAAUAAAUAUAUACAAAUUGUUUUUAUUACCUCGAUGCCGUCCGCAUUUGUCGGUAAUAACCGAAAAAGUUACCAUUUGGUGUCGGAUGUAGAUUUUUUAAAAGGUUAUUUCUUAAAAAAGUUUUAAGGUUAUGUUUUGUUUUUAAUUUUACGUCGAUUGUCACGAAAUUGUUGUAAUAACGGUGAUAGUAGUGUUAUUGCCUUUAUAUAGCUGGUUGGUACAUAAAUAUGUAUUAAAAAAUGUAUUGUGAGAUAUUUUUCUAAUUUUUAUUGUAAGAAUGAUAAUGUUAUAUUACUUAUGCCCAAGUUCAAGUUGUUACCUGAAAUAAGAUUGAUCUCUACUUAGUUUAAUUGUGUUAGUACUUUGUGGGAGUUUUUUUUUUUGAGGUCAGUGGAUAUGAGUCGUUAUUGAAAUUUUAUUUUCGGAAAUUAAAAAAAAAUGAAUGCCAAACUUGUUAUUAUUUUGAGAUUUAUAUUUAAUUGGAAUAAGUAAGUAUGUACUUAAGUUUCUUGCACUUAAAUAAAAAUAUACAAAUAU
Messenger RNA from Papilio polytes (common Mormon), 2360 nucleotides. RefSeq lists its product as uncharacterized. NCBI's taxonomy places the organism in Eukaryota, Metazoa, Arthropoda, Insecta, Lepidoptera, Papilionidae. Bases 587 to 1108 code for a protein of 173 amino acids. Gene Ontology annotation, molecular function: DNA binding. The transcript has 2 exons. The record is from RefSeq and is a predicted model, not a curated record.